Molecule: messenger RNA, 936 nt
Organism: Diaporthe citri
Lineage: Eukaryota; Fungi; Ascomycota; Sordariomycetes; Diaporthales; Diaporthaceae
Exons: 1
Coding region: 1-936 (311 amino acids)
Molecular function (GO): trans-aconitate 2-methyltransferase activity
Source: RefSeq, a predicted model, not a curated record
AUGUUCUUGUCCAGGUCGCCAAGGAAUGCAUUCCUCAACUCCGGUUCGAAGACAACAGCCCGCAGCUUCUCCACCCCGGCAAGAACGUCUUUCAGGAUGACACAAGAGCAGAGCAAGGCCAGCAGUCCCGCGGCCCAAACAACCGACUGGUCGGCGAACCAGUAUCUCAAAUUUGGCAACGAGCGCACUCGCGCCGUACGAGAGCUCGUCGCGCAGAUCCCACUCUCGAAUCCCGCGCGCAUCAUCGACGUGGGAUGCGGACCAGGCAACUCGACGGCGGUGCUGGCAGCCCGCUUCCCUGAUGCUCACAUCUCGGGCAUGGACUCGUCCCCGGACAUGCUGACCAAGGCACGCAAGGCCAUGCCCGGUGUUGAGUUCGUCCAGGGCGACCUAAAGACAUACGAGCCCGAGCCCGGCGCUGACCUGGUCUUUGGGAACGCCGUCUUCCACUGGCUGCGGCUCGAGGACCGGAUCCCCACCAUUCUGCGCCUGCUCAAGACCCAGAAGCCCGGUGGCGUGCUGGCCUUCCAGGUGCCCGACAACUAUGAGGAGCCCACGCACAGGGCAAUGAGAGAGACGGCCCUGCUGGACGGCCCGUGGACCGAGCACUUCCAGGCGCUACCGGCCGACCAGCGGCCCGACUUCGACCCCAUCGAGAACCCUGCCGACUACUACAACGCCCUGAUACCGCUCUGCGACAAGGUGGAUAUAUGGCACACGUAUUACCAGCACCCCCUGGACGCGCCCGCCUCGAUCGUUGAAUGGGUCAAAGGCAGCGGGCUCCAGCCUUUCCUCAACGCUCUGCCGAACCAGGAGGUGCGAGACGAGUACCUGAAGGCUUACGAGAAGAGGAUCGCGGAGCUGCACCCCAAGCUGGCCGAUGGUAAGGUCCUGCUGAGAUACCCGAGGCUGUUUGUGAUUGCAACAAGGAAGUAA